GCCACCUAUUGAAAACAAAAAUGGUGGCCAACAAUAUGCCCUAUCCCUGCCCUGGUUUUAUGGCACGCCAAAUGUCUGCGUUCUCUAGGCUUCUUUCUACUAUGUAUUUCCCUCCGUCUGAUACACCCAAUUUCGAUGUGAACAAAGGGAAUCAUUUCCUCGCGAUCGACCCUAUCUUACGUGCUAAAUAAGUGGGGCUACUUCUAACCAAACCGAAGGUGAUCCAAAACUAUCGAAUAUUUCGCGAAAUUAUAACCGCACAAGCUCGAUUCGUCGUGUCAUUCACCUUAUAUAAUGUAAUUGGUUACAUACAAUUCCAUACGGCGGUUACAUGCCUUUAACAUGUAUUACCCGUUACAGGAAACAGAAAAUAAACAAUCUAGCAUUGUGGCAAUGCAAUAAGGAGCAAAAUCCUAUAUGCUUUAUUAAUACAAAGCACAAGAUAGAUGUUUUAUUUUGCUACAUGCUACGUACAAAUUAUAUAAAAAAUUUCCUGUCGUCUAUGUAACAUGUAUCACCAAAACCAUUUAAUAUAUUUAUUGAAAUGUCAAAUAAUCACAGGGUCAUAUUAGGUUGUUGGAUUUUUAUAUAAAUUGGUAAUGACAGAUAGAGCACACACAAUGAGGUUGGAAGCAGAAAUGGCUGCUCCUUUGCAUUUGCAAAGAUUAGAGCGUAGUCUUAAUGUACAGCCUUUUUUAAGGCAAAUUAAUGAAUUAUUUCAAGAACCAACUAGUGAGGAUGACAAAUCUGUAUCAUCAGAAUCUUCUGAAGGAUCAGAUAGUUAUCUCGAUAAUGUUUUGAUUCGAAAAGAAGAGGAAAGAAUAAAUAAACUGAGACUCUAUAAUAUGACAAGUGUGGGAGAAGAACGACAUUGGUUGCAGGAUAUUUUAUUAAGUGAUUCGUCAGAUAGUUCUGCUUCAGGGUCUGAUACAGAUAAUCCCAUUACAGAAGAAGAUUUUCAAGAAAUGUUGAAGUAUCAUAUACUUAGGAAAAAAUAUCAAGCACGUUUUUACCAAAAACCAGAAAACAUUCAGUACCAAUACUAUAGUGCUGGUUUGCUAUCCAAUUAUGACAGAUUUUUAGAACAUCAAAAAUUAAUAGUUGGAAAUAAAAAGAAAAAAGAAAAGAAACCAGAAAAGAAAGUUAUGAAAAUAAAAAAAGAAAAGAUAUCGCGUCAUAGAUCUUCUGAAGAUUAUCCUGAAGGCGAUUAUCCAGAUGAAGAUUGGGAUCGUACUAUCCCUAGAGAAGAGGAAUUAGAUGAAGCUGAAUUAGAAGCAAUAAUGCGCCAUCAACCUCGUCAGCGCGGUAGAAAAAAACAUAACAAUAAAAGUCCAGAAGUAAUGGCAAUGAGAAGAAGAAAGAUUUGGGUAAUGAUGUCUAAAAAAGAACUAGGAAAAGUACAAAGAGCAAAAACCAAUAAUCAUAAAGAAAUGUUAAUUAGUUGUAAAAAAGUAGCACAACAUUGUAUGAAAUAUUGGAGACAAAAAGCUAUGCAAUCUCAAAAGAACAUGAAAGAGACUAUAUGGAGAGCUAAACGUCUCACAAGAGAAAUGCAAUCUUAUUGGAAACGUUAUGAUCGAGUUGAACGUGAAACAAGAAGAAGAUUAGAAAAAGAAGCUGAAGAACAGCGAAAAAUGGAUGUCGAACUUAUCGAAGCUAAACGACAACAAAGGAAAUUAAAUUUUCUUAUUACACAAACUGAACUUUAUGCUCAUUUUAUGUCUCGAAAAUUAGGAAAAGCUUCUCCUGAAGAACAAUUAAGAAUUUUAAAUCAAUUAGAUGAAGAAAAAAAUCCAAGACUUGUUGGAAUUGAUGAUUAUGAUAGUGAAGCUAUGAAACAAAAAGCAAAAAAGAAUGCUACUGAAGCAUUUGAUAAUGAAAAAGCUCGAGCAAAACAAUUUGAUACAGCAGCUGCAUCUCAAGAAUUACGUCUUAGCGAUACACCCGAAAAUUUAGAACAUCCACAACCUUCGAUUUUUAAGGGAAAUCUUAAAGGUUACCAACUAAAAGGAAUGAAUUGGUUAGCUAAUUUAUAUGAUCAGGGUAUUAGCGGUAUUUUGGCUGAUGAAAUGGGUUUGGGUAAAACUGUACAAUCCAUAGCUUUUUUAUGUCAUGUCGCCGAAAGAUAUUCUGUAUGGGGACCAUUUUUAAUUAUAUCACCGGCUUCAACAUUGCAUAAUUGGCAACAAGAAAUGGCACGAUUUGUUCCAAUGUUUAAAGUAGUUCCAUAUUGGGGUAAUCCACAAGAGAGAAAAAUAUUAAGACAAUUUUGGGAUACUAAAGAUUUACACACAAAAGAGGCUUCAUUUCAUGUAGUGAUAACCAGCUAUCAAUUAGUUAUUACAGAUUAUAAAUAUUUUAAUAGAAUAAAAUGGCAAUAUAUGAUCUUAGAUGAAGCACAAGCUAUAAAAAGCACUAGCAGUAUGAGAUGGAAAUUAUUGCUUGGAUUCAGUUGUCGUAAUAGAUUGUUACUAAGCGGAACACCUAUUCAAAAUAGUAUGGCAGAAUUAUGGGCAUUGUUACAUUUUAUAAUGCCUACUUUAUUCGAUUCUCAUGAUGAAUUUAACGAAUGGUUUUCUAAAGAUAUUGAAAGUCAUGCUGAAAAUAAAACGGGAAUUGAUGAAAAACAUUUAUCAAGGCUACAUAUGAUUUUAAAGCCUUUUAUGUUGCGUAGAAUAAAGAAAGAUGUAGAGAAUGAAUUAUCUGAUAAAAUUGAAGUAAUGGUAUAUUGUCCCCUUACUACUCGUCAAAAAUUACUUUAUUCAGCAUUAAAAAAGAAAAUUAGAAUAGAAGAUUUAUUGCAUUACACAGUCGGUGGUGGUGAUACUGCAUCUAAUGAUAAAAAUUUUACAUCAAAUCUUAUGAAUCUAGUCAUGCAAUUUCGAAAAGUUUGCAAUCACCCAGAACUCUUUGAGCGUAGAGAUGCAAAAUCUCCAUUUUUCAUGCAUACUGAAUGUUAUGAAAUGCCUGUAUUAUUAUAUACAGAAGGACUUAGAUAUCUUUCAUUGCCGUCUAAAGAUCAUUUGCUUUAUAAUAAACUGUUUAUAUUUGCUACUGAAUAUAUACAUCGAACUCUUCACGACAGCAACGAAAAGUUACAAAAUUCUUUUUCCUUUAGUAGAUUUAUUAACUUGUCUCCAAUGGAAAUAAAUAAAGUGUUUAUCAUUGGUAUUUUAUUUAGAUUAUGUCUUGCAACUAUAAUGGAAAGAAGAAUAAAAAUAAUGCGUUAUUGGGAGGAUUGGAAUGCUGAUGAAAGGACGGAAAUUCCUAUGAAUCAAAUGUUUCUUUUAUCUAGAAAAAUUGAUUCUUCGACGCGUUCAUUGCAAGAUUUAAUAUUUACAAGAAAAAUUCUCGAAGGAGAACCUGUAUAUACACAUACAGCUCAUGUUAUUCAUUCAAUGCCAGAAACUGUUGCUCAUAGAAUUUUACGAAGCAGUAAAAAAACUGCUAAUCAAACAUUAAAGAGAAUAAUGCCUUUAAACAAAACCGAACAAGAAGAUACAAAAGUGACUUUGUUACCGGAACAUCCUCAUCUUCCUAGGUCACCGAUAAUACGACAUUGUCAACGAACCACCAUUCCAUCUUUUAUUUGCGAUACUUAUCCUAAGGUACAAGCUAGUCCUCGAAAAUUGUAUGUUAGCAAUAGCUCCGCAGCAUGCGCAUGGAGAAGACAUGAAGAAUGUGGUGGAAAAUUUGGUCAACAACUUCUUUGGCUUGGUUGUGAAAGAGCUCUUUCUAUUGCAUCAUUACAAGAGAAUUCCAACUUUCGUAUAACACAGACGACAUCAACAUUUUCUGUGGAACCAAAUGGUGGAAUUUCUGCAUGUACUCCCAUAAAUGGAUGGUCAAAUAUCAUAGUACCAGAUAAGCAAACAUUGGUGACAGAUGCCGGUAAACUUUCCGUCUUAGACGGUCUUCUUCGUCGUCUUAAAGAACAAGGUCAUCGGGUCCUUAUCUAUUCUCAGAUGACUAAAAUGAUUGAUUUGUUAGAGGAAUAUAUGUAUCAUAAAAAGCAUACAUUUAUGAGAUUAGACGGUUCUUCUAAAAUUUCUGACCGACGAGAUAUGGUUGCAGAUUUUCAAAAGAGGGCGGACAUAUUCGUCUUUCUGUUGAGUACCCGAGCUGGAGGCCUGGGAAUAAACCUCACUGCCGCAGACACGGUGAUCUUUUACGAUAGCGAUUGGAAUCCCACAGUAGAUCAGCAAGCUAUGGAUCGUGCUCAUAGACUGGGUCAAACGAAACAGGUUACGGUAUAUCGAUUAAUUUGCAAAGGAACAAUCGAGGAAAGGAUAUUACAACGUGCUCGAGAAAAAAGCGAAAUACAACGCAUGGUAAUUAGUGGAGGAAAUUUUAAACCAGAUACUUUGAAACCUAAGGAAGUUGUUUCCCUUUUAUUAGAUGACGAGGAAAUCGAAGCAAAAUAUAGUCAACGGAGCGAGGAGAGAAAACAACACGCGGAGGAUGCCCGCUUUGAGUCGAACUUAUACCACAAGGAGAGAGAGCGGAAAAGGAAGUUAACCGCGCUUCCGGUUAAGGGUGACGUAAAGAAGCCUUGUCUAUCUGAUGCAAAUGGAGAUAAGAUUGGGGAUAUUAUUCAAAUUAAUUCUAAUGAAAGUAGUCAAACUAAUAGUGGUAUUCAAUCAUAUCAGAUUAACAAUCAUCAACAAAUUCUCGAUAAUACAGAUGAUUACAGUGUGCCAACCAGUCCUAUUAAAUCAGAGGAUGAGACGAGUAACGAUGGGCUGGUUGUCGACGUCGAUGGUCCAGUGGGAGCAUCCUCUGGUGAUACUCGACAAUCACGAGCGGGUCAAUUUGGAGACUCAACUAAAGUCAGUCGUCUCGAUCAUCAUAUGUCUUUCACUAGUGGAUCUAGUGUUCGAAUAAGGCCUACAAUUCGUGGUACCAGCAAAAGAGGCAGACCUCGUGGUUCUCGCAGAGGAGGACCCGUUGGUGGGAAAGGUAGAGGUCUCCUCCUGCUUCAUCCACCAUCUACGGGUCUUGGAAGUAGUCCGCAGUCACCGGCAUCUUUAUCUCCAACCAGUACUACUUUAAAUGAUCAAACUUUACAACAUGGGGCGCAAGGGACUUCCGGUCCAACGGAGGGGGACGGUCCCAGUUCGGUGGGCCCGAUGGGCCCAGUAGGGACGCUGGGUCCCCUGCCAGGUAGAGGAGGUGCAACGAUUCGAAGAGGCCCAGGGCGACCAAGAUUGAGGCCAACAGGUCCUGGCCAUCAAGGAUAUCGUAACCCUGGCCACCAUAAUGGCAGAAAGGUUCAACGGCCGCUUCCGGUUCCUCUGAGGUCCCAACAAACGAUCGCCACUGUGAACCAAUCGCAGAAAUCUUCAGUUCAACGUGCCUCCGGCUCCGGCCCGUCGAUCUCGUCCUCGUCGAUGGGCAGCAGUGGGUCGUUUUCCUCGUCGGCCAGUGAAUCCAGACCAUUCGGAUUCUACACCCAGCAACAGCAGCAGCAACAAUCGCGAGGAUCGUCCUAGCUUCCGGAGGGGGAAUUCCUUCGAGUGAUCCUCGAGGGAGAUUCGUGAACUGUCGUGAAUUUUCGAGGAAAUUCUCGCGAAAUGCUGGCUCAAAAGCGACUGGAUCGCGUUCCCCUGGAAUUUUUGCAAAACAAGGGUUUUUCUCGUUUUUUCCGCCAAAUUAUUUUUAACGCCAUAUUGGCUUUCUUUUUUAAAGCAUGGUCAAUGAGAUAUUGAGUAUUUUAUAUAUAUAUGGGAAGACUUCAAGAGAAUGUUCAAUUGCUUCUAAGUCUGCUUUUAAGCCUCGUUUCUUUCUUACUUCUUGAACGUUAUAGAAAGAACUGUGGAUUCUUUGAUAGAUCAACGAUUAUUAGUUUUAAUAAGCUAAUAUAGCUGGAUAUAGCUUUGAUUUUCAUAAGAAUCUUGAAUACUGUGCUCAGUGAUAAGAAACAAUGAGAGUGUAAUUAUUCUUUUAUUGCUUCUUUUUAUGGUUAUUAUUAUUAUUAUUAUUAUAAUUAUUAUUACUAUUAUUAUUAUUACUUUUUUUUUUUUUUUUUUCUAAAGAAUUCUGGACUUAAUUUAAAGUAAUAGGUGUUACUCGAGAGAAUUCUAACGCUCAAAUAGUGCAAUUGAAAUCUUUUUAAAUGAAUCAAAGUAGUGUUCGUUUAUCAAUGUUCACGAUUCGUGGAUUAAAAAAGGAGAAAAAAGUUAUAAGCGUUAGUGAAAUUUAAAUCUAUUUAGCUGGGAGUGUGAACAACUCGGAAGUGAUUCCAUCCAUCGGACUCUUUCCGUUCUUGACAAAAGAAAAAAAUUUUAUCACGUGAUUUCGAGCAUUUGACAUUUAAAUAUCGUAUCGAAGCGAUGUUAGAAAUUUAUUUAAUUGAGAGAAUUAAAUUUCUUAGAAAUUUUAUUCUUUACUCAAUGAGCUGUGUAAAAAAAAAAAAAAUAUAUAUAUAUAUCUAUAUAUCUAUAAAAUAUAUAUAUAUACAUAUAUAUAUAUAAAAUUAAAAUAAUAUUGUCAAUAUUUAAUAAAUCAUUAAGGGACAAUUACAUCUCGUGUGAAUCUUCUUAAGGAGAGCAAAAUAAUAAAAUGAGUAAAUGAAUAAACUUAGCCUUGAAAUUUUAAACGUGCGCGCUAUCGUUUAGGCAAUUUGUACAAAUUAAUCGUGCCACUUGUUAUUAGGUACUUAAUAGGACAAGUUCAAGUUAGCUGGCUUAGGGACAAGGUGAAAUUCAACGAAAGGACAAAGAAAUAAAUAGUGGAAAAAUAAAAUCGAAGGAAGAAGAAAUGAACAAGGAAGUGUUUAUUAAAAAAAAAAAGAAAAAAAAAAAUGCGAAAGAACAGAAGUUGGUCUGAAAGUAAGAAAGAUUUGCCAGGGAAGUUCUUUACACUUUCUCGUAAACAGCUGGAAGACAAAGAAAAUGUCUAAUUAAGCGUCUAAACAGCACUGUGAAAAUAGAUUUUAGCUUUUAUUUCAUGAUUUAUUAACUCUUGUGUAUAGAGAAUCGUUUAAUCGAUACAAUAAAAAGUAUCGAAAUAAUAUAGCGAGAAAUUUCAAACGAAUAAAAAUGAGGAUCAUUGGACAAUUGGAUAAAAGAGGAAGAUAGAAAUUGGAAUCUUUUUUCUUUUUUUUUUUUUUUUUUUUUCCCCUUUUUCAUUAAACGAUCGACAAACCGAUUGUUCAAAGAAACGGAGGUGAAAAGAAAAAUAAAAACUUACAUUCUCCAUCGAUCCUCGUUCUUUCACUUUUUUUCUCUUGCCUCUUCUUCUGCCUCUCUUCUCUCUUUCUCUAUUUCCAUUCCUAUAAGGUAUUACAAUUUGUCGAAUGCUAUAGCAUUAUUCCGUCAUUAGGCUCGAUUAGAUAAUAUUUUUUACGCGUGUUAUGGACCGUCAUUACUUCGAUUCAAUUUGUAAAAGAAUGGUAUUUAUAUUAGCAAUAAACGAUGCAAAUGGCCACUAACUAA
Apis cerana (Asiatic honeybee) is the source of this 7436-nucleotide messenger RNA. It is a transcript of the gene Ino80, whose product is annotated as chromatin-remodeling ATPase INO80. The record is from RefSeq and is a predicted model, not a curated record. Gene Ontology annotation, cellular component: Ino80 complex. Lineage: Eukaryota; Metazoa; Arthropoda; Insecta; Hymenoptera; Apidae. Gene Ontology annotation, biological process: DNA repair; chromatin remodeling. Gene Ontology annotation, molecular function: histone binding; ATP binding; ATP hydrolysis activity.